AUGCUUGUCAACUCUGCCGUUGUAGUUGCGCUCCUCGCGAGCUUCGGUGCUGCGGUGACCACCGACAACUCCACCAUCGACGCCAGCACUGUUGCGCCUACAACCAGAUCGCAAUGGUGCGGUGGCCAGCAAAACACAUGCCCGGUCCUUUGCGGCGCCCAAGGUGUUACCAGCAAUGACUGCGAUGUGGAUACCCUGAAGUUCAAAUGCACCUGCAAGAAUGGCUCGGCCCCAGGUCUUCAAUACUACACCAGCACCAUGCCCACCUUCAUCUGCGAGCAGGUCCACGAGAACUGCAUCGUUGCCGGCCAGAACAACGCAGCUGCCCAGAAGCUCUGCAAUGAUGCCGAAAAGAGCAACUGCGGUAAACUGGACCCUUCCAAGUUCACUGAGCCAGCGUCUACCAGCUCCUCAAGCCCAAGCGCAACCGCCACCGGUGCUGGAACUAGUGCCAGCGACGCAGCACCUUCAAGCACAUCCAAAGCUGCCGCUGCUACAAUGGCGGUCAUGGCACGAGAGUAUGGUACUGGCCUCCUCGCUGCCGGAGCCGCUGCCGCUUUCGGCCUCAUGCUCUAA
Molecule: messenger RNA, 576 nt
Organism: Venustampulla echinocandica
Lineage: Eukaryota; Fungi; Ascomycota; Leotiomycetes; Helotiales; Pleuroascaceae
Exons: 3
Coding region: 1-576 (191 amino acids)
Source: RefSeq, a predicted model, not a curated record